Messenger RNA from Malaya genurostris, 2906 nucleotides. Its product is annotated as pyruvate dehydrogenase phosphatase regulatory subunit, mitochondrial-like. Gene Ontology annotation, molecular function: oxidoreductase activity; protein binding. The transcript is spliced from 6 exons. NCBI's taxonomy places the organism in Eukaryota, Metazoa, Arthropoda, Insecta, Diptera, Culicidae. The record is from RefSeq and is a predicted model, not a curated record. The coding region runs from base 180 to 2825 and encodes 881 amino acids. Gene Ontology annotation, cellular component: mitochondrial matrix; cytoplasm; mitochondrion.
UGCAUGGCCUGCAUCCGUGGUGGGUCUGCUUUUAGAAUGAAAGUAGAUGCAGUACCAAUCGAUAAACUGUUCGGUACACUUUGUAUGUGUGGAACAGUUGCAAACUGCGGUGAAAAAUGCAAUGUUAUAUAAGGAUUUCAAUUAAAAAGUAAAGUGACAGUGUUUUAUCACUUUGAAAAAUGAGCUACUUUGCGAAAUUUGCUUAUCCGAAAGCAAUUCGUUGGAAACCAUUUUGCACCGGAAGUGAGAAUUUAACCCAACAUGCACGAGUUGUUAUUGCCGGAGCUGGGAUGCUUGGCAACUCUGUGGCCUACCAUCUAACAGAAAACGGUUGGAGCAACGUUGUGGUACUAGAUCAGCAUACAAUUGGAAGCGGAACAUCAGAUUUUGGUUCCGGGACAAUCGGGUUGUUUAAACCCACACCGGAGCGUAACAUUAUCAUGGAAAGUUUGAAACUCUAUGAACGAUUGCAACGUGCCGGCCAUAAUGUGGGACUGCAAAAAUGUGGAAGUCUUAAUCUAGCUCAAACGCACGAUCGAGUAAUAGCUAUCAAGCGAAGGAUUGCAUACAAUAUUCCUACUGGUUUGUUCUGUGAGUUUAUAGAUGCUGAAACGGCUAAACAAUUGCAUCCACUGUUGAACGUGGACGAUAUCCAAGGAGCAGUUCAUGUACCUGAUGAUUGCAUCGCAAAUCCUGCAUUGGUCCUGCAGGUCUUAGCUAAUUUGGCCAAACAAAAAGGAGUGAAAUACUACGAGGGAUGUACGGUCAAAUUCGUCAAUACAAAAGGUGGACGCGUGGAAAGUGUAGAAACAGACAUCGGAACAAUAAAGUGUGAAUACUUUAUCAAUUGUUGUGGAAUGUGGGCGAGAGAACUGGGCCUCAAGAGCAAAAAGCCAGUUUGUAUACCUGCUUAUCCAGCACAGCACUUUUACGGUUUAUCAUCUAACCUUAACUUACCGAGUGACGUGUUACUUCCAUGUGUUAGAGAUUACGAUUCCAACCUGUACGCCAGGCAGCUGGGUGGAGAAAUGUUAGUUGGGUGGUUUGAAAAAACGGCAAUACCUGCUUUCGAAAACACCAAGGAUAUUCCAAAAGAGUGGAAAUCUAAAUUACAACAGGCAAAGACAGAGCAUUGUGCUCCAUUAUGGGAGAAGGCGGUUGAUCGGAUGCCGUCACUCAAAGAUACGCCUCAACCGAAAAUUACUAACAGUCCUGAUAAUUUCACUCCCGAUGGACGAUGGAUAUUUGGGGAAACAGCCGAAGUAAAAAAUUACUACGUAGCUUGUGGUAUGAACGGUAACCCAUUGCAAGGCUCUGGAGGUGUUGGGAAGGCACUGGCCGAAUGGAUUGUCGCGGGAGCACCGACGAUGGAUAUGCUACCAUUUAAUGUUCAGCGUUUUCUGGAUUUACACAACAACCGACAGUAUUUGCAAAACCGUAUAAGGGAAGUUGUCGGGCGUCAGUAUGCCAUUCUGUAUCCAAACCAGAGCGAGUAUAUUUUUUCACGCAAACUACGUUGUUCUCCGCUCUACAGCGUGUUAGAGACUCGAGGGGCCGUUUUCGGAACUAAGAUGGCUUACGAGAGGGCACUGUACUUCGAUACUGACUACGAACGAGGACAACCGUUUCCUACGUUACCACCAGGAAGCUUCUACAAACCAAAAUUCUUUAAGUUCAUGGAAAAGGAAUACUUAGCUUGUACUCAACAUGUGGGUAUUAUCGAUAUAUCAUCAUUUUCUAAAAUUGAAAUUCAGCCCGGCGUGCGGAGCAAUUCACUGAAGAACAGUGUUCUAGACUAUCUCCAAACAAUGUGUGCAAACGACGUCAAUAUUCCGAUCGGCCAUAUCUUGCACACUGGAAUGCUAAACGAACGGGGCGGAUACGAAAACGACUGUAUGCUAAUACGACAAAGUGAUGAUCGCUAUUUCAUGAUAUCACCGUCGUCGCAACAAACUCGGAUCCAUCAAUGGAUGUCACGAAAUUUGCCUCAGGAUGCCAGUGUUCAACUGAACGAUGUCACCUCGAUGUACACAGUGCUCAAUGUUGUAGGGCCCAAGUCAACCCAAUUGAUGAGUGAAUUGUCGAAUUCUAAUGUAAAAUUGCAACCAUUCACAUACAGAAAACUGAACAUUGGAUACGCAAGCGAUGUGAUGUUUAUGACUUUCACACAUACAGGAAUGCCCGGUUACUGUAUGUAUGUUCCAUCCGAGUACGCGCUGCACGUUUACGAUCGAUUGAUGACCGUCGGACGCGACUACGGUGCGCGCGACGUUGGCAUAUUGACGCAAAGAUUUCUGAGAAUCGACAAAUUUAUUCCGUUCUGGGGGGAUGAACUAACCAGCAAGACGACUCCUUUCGAAGCAGGUGUGUUUUACUCGAUUUCACAAUUGAAGAAAAAGGAAAAUUUCAUAGGCCGGGCGGCACUUGAGAAACAGAAACAGGAAGGUUUGACGAAACGAUUGGUUCUUUUUCAUCUAGAGGACAUCGACGUCGACAAAGACGUUUGGCCUUGGGGUGGCGAACCAAUUUAUCGAAAUGGAGAAUUUUGCGGAACCGUCACCUCAGCAGGAUAUGGUUUUGCCUCGGAGAAAUUGGUAUGCCUAGGAUAUAUUCAACGCUCACAGAGAGAUAUAUCCAGAGUGGUGACAACGGAAUUUAUAAUGGAUAAAAAUGCUGUCUACCACAUUGACAUAGCCGGACGAUUGUUCCGUUUGACUCAACAUGUCCACCCCAAAGCGGCAUUGGCCAAAUCAAUCGCAGAACGAGAACAACGUAAGACGUAUCGACCCACUGUUUUGAAAUAUAAGAAGCAAUUUCAAGGUUGAAUAACAAGUACUUAAGAGUGAUUGUGAUAUAUAGUAUAGAAAUGAAUAAAUUUUUUAAUUCGUACUUAGACAAUUAACAAA